AUGGCGCCCUCUCGCUUCCCCACCUCCUUCCUCACCACCGUUCUCGUCCUGCUCCUCGCAAUCCCGACCCCAACAUACGCCCACGGCGGCCAUGAUCGCAUCCCCGAGGGCGCUGCCCUAAGCGAAGAUCCUCUCGACAGCAUCCUCUGGCUGCAUAUUCUCCUCAUGAUCCUCGCCUUCGGCAUCCUCUACCCGCUCGGCAUGGUCCUCGGCAUAACACACUCGCGCUGGCACGUCCCCCUCCAGAUCCUCGCCACCUUGAUCGCCAUCCCCGCAUACUUCAUGGGCCACAUGCACAAGGGCCGCCAGUUCCGCAAGCCGCACAUCCAUGCCAGUUUCGCGAAUAGUCUGGUGUUGAUGACGAUUGUGCAGGUCGGGAUCGGGGUCGGGUUGAAGCUUCACCUGGAGGCGAAGCAGGGGUGGUUGGGUAAGGUUUUUGGGAGUAAAUCCGGCAAGACCGGGCGGAGGAUCGUGGUGGUUGUGCAUAGCUGGAUUGGGAAACUCAUGCCUGUGGUGGCGUGGACGCAGAUGCUGUUUGGGGGGAUUGUGGCGCUGGGGUUUUGUCGAGGGGAGCACACGGGCCAGUGUCUGGCGCAUUUCAUCAUGGGCAGCGCGUUUGUUGGGUAUGGGAUCGUGAUGACGCUUAUGCUACUUGUGGGGCAGGCGUGGUUGAGGAGGGUCGGCAGGAGUCAGGAGUUUUUCGACUCGAUUGUGAUUGCCGCGUGGGGUUGUGUGAAUACGUUUACGGAGCAUCGGUGGGGUGGCCCGUGGGUGAAGAAUGAUUUGCAGCAUACGAGCAUGGGGAUUGUGUGGUGGUGUGCGGGUUUACUCGGUGUGUGGCUUAGUAGGAGUCGACGAGGCGCACCGCGAAGGAAUAUCCUGCCGGGAAUCGUGAUCAUCAUGACGGGAUGGGGGAUGAGCGCGCAUCCGCAAGAACUGGAGCUGAGCACCAUGGUACACAGGAUGUUCGGGUAUACGCUCAUGGCGGCUGGCGCAACGCGCAUCAUCGAGAUCUGCUUCACGCUCAAGGACUCGCGAGGUGGAAGUGAGCCGAGUUCGUGGCAGCAUCUGCCUCCUUUCCUACUUUAUGCGUCCGGCCUCCUCUUCAUGGGCGCCACCGAAGAGCAAAUGGCCCUCCUCGCCGCCAACAACGUCACCCACGUCUCCUACAUCCUCAUCCUCUACUCCAUCGCCUUCCUGCUGUACCUCUUCGUUAACAUCCUCCUGCAUAUCUACGCCACCGCGACCUGGCCAGACGAUGAAUCGAAUGGCGUGCUUGAGGCACGCGCUGCGAGUUAUUACCCACCUGGCGGCCCGUCGCCUGUGGGCGCACACGCACAGCAGUCGGGGCAGAGGGCCAUGAGCCUAGCAGCACCGAACGGUCUGCCGAUGCAUAUGCGAGGAGGAGCGGGAAUGCAUUCACGCAAGGCCAGCACGCUGACCUACUCGGACCUGCCUGUCCCGCAGCGAAUAGUUAAGGGCCAUAGACCGACCGACAGCCAGCAGCUGCGGGACGCAGAGGAAUUUGAGCUGGAAGGCCUGAUGAGUGAAGAUGAGGAGGUCAGGGGAAGUGGCAGUGGUAGUGGAGAAACGGAGAUGACGAGUCCAAUGCUGGGAAGUGACGAUGGGGAGAAGGGCAAGGGGAGGAGUAAGAUUGGUAGUGGGGUUUGA
This is a messenger RNA of Cyphellophora attinorum, 1671 nucleotides long. RefSeq names its product Protein YTP1. Bases 1 to 1671 code for a protein of 556 amino acids. The transcript has 2 exons. Lineage: Eukaryota; Fungi; Ascomycota; Eurotiomycetes; Chaetothyriales; Cyphellophoraceae. The record is from RefSeq and is a predicted model, not a curated record.